CAGAUUGUCAUGGCGAAUGAAAACUGUGAAAAUGUUUGAAACACCCUGAUUUCGAUUAGUGUUUGUACUAAUUAUAGCGAACAAUUUGACAAUACUAACUUGAUUUCGUAAUGCUGGUAUAUUAAAGUCUACGGGAAACACAAGGUAUGGAGCAGGUCAAUUUAGAAAAAGAUUUAUCGGCAGAAAAACUACCAAGAACACGUGAAGGGACUCUUAUUGAGAACUUUGAGUUUGAAGAAGACCCAGAAAAUGUUCUCGAACAACUUUCUGAUGAUGAACUUGCUGAAAGAGUAGAAACAAUUUUAAAAGAAAGAAUCCAGGAUGGGAACAAAGAGGCAAUAUUUCAGUUAGGGCAGUUGUAUUUUGAACAGGAAAAUUAUGAUAAAGCCAGGGAGCAAUUUCAGUCAGCUGUCGAUUGUGGGGGUCGUGAUUACCAGGCCAAAUAUCAGCUUAGUGUCAUGCUGUAUGAUGGCCUAGGAGGCCCACAAGAUUGUAAAAAAGCUCUAGAGUAUAUGCUUGAUGUUGCUAACUCUAAGUCUAUACUCUCCAAGCAUCUUAUCCAUGCUGCACAGUAUAAUGUUGGAAGAGCAUACUUCCAGGGAUAUGGAGUAAGGCAAUCUGAUGAAGAGGCUGAAAGAUGGUGGGUAUUGGCUUCAGAUGAUGGCAACCCCAAUGCAAGUGUCAAGGCUCAAACAGCAUUAGGUUUCUUCUAUUCAAGACCUGAUACACUCGAUCUUAAGAAAGCUUUUUUCUUCCAUUCCGAGGCUUGCGGGAACUGCAGCUUGGAAUCUCAAGGAGCACUUGGGGUGAUGUAUCAGAACGGCUUGGGCUGUAAGAAGAAUCCAGAUGCUGCUUGUGAAUGUUUACGGGAAGCAGCCAACCGUGGUAAUGUCUACGCCAUGGGAAAUCUUGUAGCAUACUAUUAUAAACUGAAACUUUUCACAAAAACUGCAGAUCUGGCAGCAAGAGUUGCCAUGUUAGAUGAUGUAGAACAGAUUGCCCGAGAAACAGAAUGUUUACCUGGCUAUGUUGCGAAGGGUCUCGCUCUAGGCUGUUUCUUCUAUGCUAGGUGCUUACACUUAGGCCACGGUGUCAAAAUCAAUAAAGAACAAGCUAAAACAUAUUACUCUAAGUCUUAUGGAUUUGAUGCGGAUACUUGUGCACACUUACAAAAUGUCACACAACAUGGAGAAAUCUAGCGUCUUGUAGUCCUUUCCUACUUAGCUUUGCAUGGAGUUUACAAUUAAUAAACAUCACAACAUGGAAAAAAGUAGCACCUUGUAGCUUUUCCUCCUUAGCUUGCAUGGUCUUUAUUUUAGAAAAUAUGAGGAAAUGUAGCUGUUUUUGGUAGUUUUCCUCAUAAGCUUUGCUGGAAAUUUGCUACCCAAUGCUUCUAGGAAAAAUAACUCUCAGGUUAAUGUAUAUAGCAUAGAAAACAAGAAUCAUUAUCCACAUUUUGCUUGAUUGACAUUUAUCAAUGUACAUUAGCUUUGCAUGGACUAAUGGUAUUGUGUAGCUCUCUCUGAAAGCCUUUUCUCAAAUUAGGGAUGGUGACCAAGUAUUGACGGUUGCGAAGAGUUAUAUUAUUAGGAUUUCCUCCCCCCCCCUCCAUCGUAAGAGACCAUAGCCUUCUAUCAAUACAUUUCUUUGCAAGGCAGAAAUGGUCUGAGUAUUAGAAUGUGCCUCUCCCCCUUCUCCUAUAUAAAGAAGUUAAGAAUUUUCACAAAAUCAUUCUUCACUUAUGGUAUUGUCAUUUACCCCCUCCCCAUCGAAAUUAAACUUUGUUCUUCCACUGUUAACAUUUGGAGACCAUCCCUAACAAACCCAGUUGACUUUUGUUAUAUUGUCAUAAGUGAAUUGUGACAGAUAAUUGAAAUUCAGAAAUUCUUAUCCAUGACACUUUUUAGAAACAAGCCUCAGUUUUUUUUGUUGAGGUAGGCUAUAUUGUAGGACACAUCAUUUUAGAAAUGCUUUACUUAUUUGCUUUAAACCUUCUUCAUAUGGGAUUAAGCAGCUGAUGGGCUUGUAUUUCUGUUUUCAAUUACCCUAUCUGAAUCAACUCCACAGAUUGGCACUAUGGCAUGAGUACAUCAUUGCAUUGUUUUGGUGUUGUGAUAUUUCGGAAAUGUUCACUACCAGUGAUGGACACUUUAUUGCAUGCGAGUUAAUGGAAUUAAACUGGCAAAAGUUCCCAUUUGGAAGUGUUUGAAAUGACAUAUAAGAAAGCUGUACAGAUAAUGGAAGAUGUAAGAACCAUCUACAUAAAAUAGUAUUGUACAUAAAAUUUUAAUGCUGAAGGCAUUUGAAAUUAAGUUAUUGUCUGUUUAUGUUUGUAAGAAUAUUUAGUGGUCAAUUGUAAAAACUGUAUUCUUUUAAGGGAGAAAGUGCAUCUCAAACUUGGACUCUACUAUGUAUAUGUAUGUACAGGGUGGCCCAAAAGGGGGCCUCAAACUCCUUUUUGGACCACCCUGUAUUAAUGUUUCUUAAGAAAGCUGCCUUCAUUUGGGAGAUCGGGCUGAAUGUCAGUGUAAAAGUGAGAAAUAAAUCAAAA
Messenger RNA from Owenia fusiformis, 2551 nucleotides. NCBI's taxonomy places the organism in Eukaryota, Metazoa, Annelida, Polychaeta, Sabellida, Oweniidae. The record is from the annotation of a GenBank genome assembly.